This is a messenger RNA of Pristis pectinata (smalltooth sawfish), 2295 nucleotides long. RefSeq names its product YJU2 splicing factor homolog (gene yju2). Gene Ontology annotation, biological process: mRNA splicing, via spliceosome. The transcript is spliced from 8 exons. Gene Ontology annotation, cellular component: U2-type catalytic step 1 spliceosome. Bases 61 to 1107 code for a protein of 348 amino acids. The record is from RefSeq and is a predicted model, not a curated record. Lineage: Eukaryota; Metazoa; Chordata; Chondrichthyes; Rhinopristiformes; Pristidae.
GUUGUGGGGUAGAAGCGGCGGCUUGGUUGACGCGGACGGGGGUCUGUGAGCGGCUGAGCGAUGUCGGAGCGGAAGGUGUUAAAUAAAUACUACCCUCCGGAUUUUGAUCCAUCAAAAAUCCCAAAACUCAAACUUCCCAAAGAUCGACAGUAUGUGGUCCGAUUAAUGGCUCCUUUCAACAUGAGAUGUAAAACAUGUGGAGAGUACAUUUAUAAAGGCAAGAAGUUCAACGCACGUAAAGAAACCGUACAGAAUGAAGUCUAUCUGGGGCUGCCCAUUUUCCGCUUCUACAUCAAGUGCACCAGAUGUCUGGCAGAAAUCACGUUUAAGACUGACCCUGAGAAAACAGAUUAUGUGGUGGAGCAUGGAGCAACGCGGAACUUUCAAGCAGAGAAGCUGCUGGAGGAGCAGGAGAAACAACUUCAGAAAGAGCGAGAAGAGGAAGAGCUGAACAACCCGAUGAAGAUUUUGGAAAACAGGACCAAAGACUCUAAGAUGGAAAUGGAGGUCUUGGAAAACCUGCAGGAGCUGAAGGAGUUGAACCAGCGUCAGGCCAACGUGGACUUCGAGGGCAUGUUACAGGAGUAUCAAAAAUAUGAAGAGGAUCUGAAGCGACAACAGGAUGAAGAUGAUGAGCGAGAGAUGAAGUCCAUGCUAGAAAGUGCCCAGAUAAAGAGAAUUCUAGAAGACUCUGACUCGGAUGAAGAGUUGCAUAAACCACGUUGUAAACAGAAGCCACAAGUUCCAGGCAAGCCCACGGAUAUCCUCAAUGAGAAUCCUGAACAUCAGAGUAAGAAACUGAAGCAGGAGAGUUGGGAGAGGAGUGUGGGAAAACUCGGUGGAAAGCUUCAGUUCUCUGGGUUGGUGGUGAAGAAAGCGCAAUGCCCAAAAGCAGAUUCAACGAAUUCGGGGAAGGGAAUCGUUAUCCAGAAUGGUUGCCCGACAAGCUUAGGUGCCACUGAGCAGAAUUCUGUGAGGUUGCCUGCGUCAGAAGCAUUCCCAGCUCAGUGUGUGCAAGCACAGCAGGCAUCAGCAGCCAGCAAUUCAUCCUUGAGCCUGCUGGGGGCAUACUCAGACAGUGACAACGAAGGAAGCCACAGUGAUUAGGAAUUGCAGUUGAGUAAGCCAAGGGUAGAAUUGUUUAAAGAGAUGAACAAUUCUUCGUGACAUCAUGGUGGCAGUUCGCCUCUGCUCUUGUGGAAAAACCGCAGAUCUCCGAUUUUAAAAUUGGAAUCAUAAUCAAAUCUUUCUCUGAGGUACUGGAUUAUUCCUUUUUCCGUAUUGUUAGAGGUGAAACUUCAGUAACAAAGAGAAUGUUUUGACAUUUUUUGUUAUUCAGGGGAAUUGCAGGUUUCUGCAAACAUGGGUACAAAUAAGGCUGGCAAAGUACCUCAUAUUACAGAAAUUGCAACACAGAUGGUGAUUGAUCACAACAGUGCAUUGUCUGUCUUUGUCCAUUUACCUAAAGAACUAACUGACCCAUAUCAGAGUAAGUGGUUCCUAAGUUUCUGGUGUGGUGAAUGUAUGUAAGGGGCUACUAUAUCCAAAUACUGCUACCCUGGUUGAUUAAGGAAAUCUUUCUUAUGUGUCCUAAAAUAGAACCUUUGACCAACCCAGACCCCACCACCACCCCCACCCUCAAGCACUCACCCAUUACUAUUGGUAAUCCACAAUUCCAGAGUUCAGGCUGCAGGUGUUUUACAUACUCCCAAAAUAAAAUCCAGUUUCAAACACAUUCUGUGUUGUUCUUUCUCCAGAGAUAUUGUAAGGCUUUGGAUAAUGCGGUUCUGAAGCAAUGUUAAUUUUUGAAUGAAUAGAUGAACUAUAUCGCAGGGAGGUUCUGCUUCAGGACAAAAGAGUCUAGAUCACAAUUUGACCAGAAGCUAUUAUGGUGUAAGUUUACAAAAUAAAUAUGUAAAGUGGUUGUUAUAAAAAUUGUUUGUGACAGACUGCAAAAGAUUCUCGAUAAUUAAAAGUCAUAAUGUUUAUAGAUAUAAUUACCUGUUUCUUUGAUCUGUAAAAUGUAAUAAAUAUGUAAAUAGAAUUCCUAUAAUUGAAAUAUUUCUGCUAUAUUAUUAAAUCUAGUACUUGAGCCAUGUGCUUAAUUUAAAAUGUAUGAGUGGCUGUUACAGCUGGAGGUAAUGUUUUAAUGGAUCUGUUCAGUUUUGGAUUUGCCGCGUUGUCAGACUUACUAUUUUGUAAUUUUGCAAUACAUUUUACUCUCAUUUAUUCCUUUGUCUUUCUGUUUUCAACCCAUGACUGAUAUUUUGUGUAUUUUUAAAAUGCUAAUUUUUA